AUUACUGAAAAGAAAUAGCUGUGGAUUUUAUGCUCAAAUGGAAAACACACUAAAAAAUGCAUGAAGUUUAACGUAAAACAAACCCUUUUCUCAAGAUGUCUCUUGUUCAUUUAAAGGAACAGUAAAUAUAGGCUAUUCAAUUUUUAAAAAAAAAAAAAAAAACAACAACAACAAAAAUAGAUGUCUUCAGCUAUCAAAGGUGCAAUUUUUUAUAUUCUCCAUUCUGCCAGGGUACUAACACUUAGAGACAGACAACCAUUCACACUCAUGUUCAGAUCAGAGGGCAAUCUAGAAUUAUCAACUAACCUUACCCCAUUAACUGCAUGUCUUUGGACUGGCAGAUCACUGUGGAAUGAUCUGCCCUUGCACGUGAGGCAGGCCUCUUCUCUUUCUGAGUUUACAACUGUUCUUAAAACAUAUUUAUUUGCUAAAGCCUUUGGCACUCUUUUAAGGGGUUGACUCAAUUUGACUCUUUUUUUUAAACACGUUUGAUGUUAUAUUUUUGUUUAUGCUAUUUGUAUAUGGCCCGCCCUCUUGAAUACAGUGGUCAAGAUGGACAUCACAAUUCUGCCUAAUCAAAUUUUAUGUAUGUGGUUAGAGACCAGCCACAUAUAAGGUUAACCCAUUCAUCUGCCUCCUCCUCCACCACUCCUAUGCCUCCUUCCACAUUUCCACCUCAACCAGUUCCUUCUCAUCUCCAGCUUCAUCUCCGAAACUGAAGUCAUCCCUCUAAUACAUGAAAACAUGCUUGUUUAGUCCUAAUAUUGUCUCAAUUUCUUAUUGUCACCAGAUCAUACAUACGACUGCCCCAUCUCUGGACAGCUAACAAUGACCCAGCUAAAAAACCAGCUGGUUAUGACCCAACAUUAUGCCAGAUAAUUUUAGGCUCAGGUGUCCUAAAAAUAAUUAUUUCCCUCUAUUAAACAGUUUGAUUACAUUUUCAUAUCAUACAAGAGUUUAUUUACUAUGUGUUUGAGUCCAAAAAUGUUAGAUCCACUUCAAAGAAAGUUUCAAUAUUGCCAGUUGACAGCAGCUAUCAACAGCAAAAAAGGAAGUUCAGGAUAUUCUAAGCAACUCACCUCAGCAAUGCUGUCAUGAGACAGAAGUGAGCUUCACUGACUCAUCAGCUCACAUCAGCUUUCAGUUUUACAGCCUCCUCCAGAGUAAAUAGAUAUGGGCAUAUAUUUACAGCUAAGGUAAACAGUGGACUGGCAGCCUACUCUCACUACAGCGGCCACCAUAGCUAGGAUUAUGAACUUAAAUUGGGAUGAUUAAGAAAACAGAACUCAGUUGAUUGCAAUCUGCAAUCUACUGACAUCUAGUGGUGAUAUUCUACACACUACACCUUUAAUACAAUGGAUCUAAAACUUUUUCUGGCACACCCAAGUUUAAAGCUUCCUCUUCCUUGUUAUACUUCUUUUUUGGCUGCUCCCUUUGUGGUCGGUAUAGCAGAUCACCUGCCUCCAUCUCAUUCUAUCUCUAGAAUCAUCUUCUGUCAUACCAGCCCUAUGUCCUAUUUGACUACAUCCACCUCCUCUUUGGUCUUUCUUUUCUCCUCCUGCCUGGAAGCUCCAUAUUCAGUAUCCUUUGUCCAGUACAUCCACUAUCCCUCCUCUACACAUUUGCAAACUAUGUCAGCCUUGCUUCUAUAAAUUUGUCUCCAAACUGUUCAAACUGAACUGUACUCAUUUCUAAUCCAACAAAAAUCUUAGCUGAAGCCAAAAAAAAGUGUCAAACACCCACAAUAUUUAUCAGUCACAAACAAUGAAAAGGUCAGUAAAAUAAGAUCAUUAAGCUCUUCUUUGCCUGCCUGUAGGUGUGUAUUAAUACCUGAAUAUGAAGUUACAGGGAAAACCCUCUUAUAACAGGAAUGGUACGUGGACAAUAUUUAAGUGAUGAGAUGUUUUCCAUUUAUCUCUAGCUGAGCCAUGGAGGCUAAACUAAUUUUGAAAGAAUGAGCAGCUGGCCAAUCCCCCACCAUGCUUAUUUUAGUCACUGAAUGCUUUUGCAGAUUAAGCAGGCAGUGAUUGGCAGAGUUGUGUAUCUGUGUCCUAAACAUUUGGGGCUCACAGCACUUUAGGCAUCUUUACCAACAAACUGAUUAACAAGGGAUCUAAAUUUUCAGUUUAACUAAGAGAAACGAUGGAAGAAAACAAGAAUGAGCUAGGAAAGAAAGCAGAAGAUGAAGCUCAUGUUCUAAAUAUAAACCUGACACGGGAUACUGAGGUUUCCCAGUCACCCUCCACUGUUAUUGUUGAAGGCCAGCCUUCUUCUGCUGCAGAAAAUGGAGAAAUCAGCCCAAAUGUCCAACCCGCCCCCAUCACAGAUAAGGAAAAUGCUAUUAAGCCAAAACUCCAGAUUACUUUUACCACAUUCACUGUCAAGAAUGGUGAAGAGUUAAAAGUAGAGGUCCCAGUCUUUGGGAACCCAGCACCAAAAGUUGAAUGGAGAAAAGAUGGCCAGGGAGUAAAAGAAACAUCAAGGCUAGAGAUUUCAACCACACCGUCAUUAACAGUCCUUCAUAUCAGACAUGCUAUCAGGGAGCACUCUGGUCAGUACUCUGUCACUGCAGCCAACAGUGCUGGAAAAUAUACAGGGGAAAUCACCGUGGUUGUUCUUGAAAAGCCAGACCCUCCCACAGGACCUGUCAGGAUUGAUGAAGUCAGUUCAGACUAUGUUACCAUCUCCUGGGAGCCACCUGAAUACACAGGAGGCUGUCAACUAGACAACUAUGUAGUGGAGAAACGGGAAUCUACAAGUAUGGAGUGGCAGACUGUUUCUGCAACUACAGUAAGAACCACAAUCAAAGUUACCAAGUUGAAGACAGGAAAUGAAUACCAAUUCAGAGUGUUUGCAGAAAAUAGAUAUGGAAAAAGUACUGCAAUCACAUCACCCAUUGUAGUUGCGCAAUAUCCAUUCAGUGUUCCUGCUGCCCCAGGCACCCCCUUUGUUUCCACUGUUACAAAGUACAGCAUGGUGGUUGAAUGGGAGCCUCCAGUCAGAGAUGGAGGCAGUCCUGUCAUUGGCUAUCACCUUGAACGCAAAGAAAAGAACAGCAUUUUAUGGACCAAACUUAACAAAUUUGUUAUACCUGAUGCUCGCUUCAAAACAAGUGGGCUUGAAGAAGGUAUUGAGUAUGAAUUCAGAGUUUUUGCUGAAAAUAUUGCAGGGCUCAGCCCAUCUAGCAGGAUAUCAGAAUGCUAUGUGGCAAGAGACCCCUGUGAUCCACCUGGUAAACCUGAAGCCGUUGUCAUUACGAGAGAGAACAUUACACUCCAGUGGGCAAAGCCCAAGUAUGAUGGUGGAAGCAGUAUUACAGGCUAUGUUGUAGAAAAAAAGGAGCUCCCGGAUGGCAGGUGGAUGAAGGCAAACUUUACGAAUGUUAUUGAGAAUCAGUUCACAGUCACAGGUCUGACAGGAGGACAAAGUUAUGAAUUUAGAGUAACUGCUAAGAAUGGGGCUGGUGUUUGGAGUCCACCUUCAGAAAGUGCAACCAUCAUUGCACAGGAUGUCAUUGAAGGACCCACUGCAUCAGUUGAUCCUAAAUUCAAGAGUACUAUAGUUGUUCAGGCUGGAGAGCCAUUCGUCAUUGAAGCUGAUUACUCUGGAAAGCCUCUUCCAGCAGUAACAUGGUUGAAAGAAGGAAGAGAAAUCGACAAAGUCACACCAAGAAUGGAGAUCAAAACCACUCUCACACAUACAACCCUGACUAUCAGGGACUGUACACGAGCAGAUGGGGGACACUUUCUCUUAAGCCUCACUAACAUUGGUGGAACUACUUCUGUCCCAGUUAAUUUGAAGGUCCUGGAUAGACCUGGUCCUCCUGAUGGACAGCUGAAGGUAAAAGUUAUCAGUGCAGAGAAAUGCAGUCUUCACUGGAAUCCCCCCUUAAAUGAUGGAGGUGCAACUGUUUCUCAUUACAUCAUUGAAAAAAGGGAGACCAGUCGUGUUACAUGGACAGGAGUUGAAGCUCAUGUUGAAGCUCUCAGUUACAAAGUAACAAAACUGGUACCUGGCAAAGAAUAUGUAUUCAGAAUUGCUGCCGUGAACAAAUAUGGUGUUGGAGAAUUUUUGGAAUCAGACCCCUUAAUUGCACAAAAUCCUUUCACACCACCAAGUGCACCUUCUACACCUAUAGCUACAGCUGUGACUGGUGACUCUGUAACAUUAACAUGGGAAAGGCCUGAGACUGAUGGAGGUUCAGAGAUCGAUGGCUUCAUUGUGGAGAAACUUGACAAAGAGGGUGUCAGGUGGACUAAAUGCAACAAGAGAAGACUAAAUGAUUUGCGUUUCCGAUGUACUGGGCUCACAGAGGGGCAUUACUACCAGUUUAGAAUACUUGCAGAAAACGCAGCUGGUGUGGGUGCUCCCAGUGAUCCAAGUGAAUAUAUAAAAGUAUGUGAAGCUACUUACCCGCCUGGUCCACCAACCAACCCCAAAAUGACAGACUAUUCUAGCAGUACUGUGUCUCUGACUUGGUCAAAACCAAUCUAUGAUGGAGGAGCCACCAUCAGUGGAUAUGUAGUAGAGAUGAAAGAAGCAACAGAUGAUGAGUGGAUUACAUGCACACAAAGCGCAGGUGUAGAGGACACAAAUUACACUGUCAAAAGACUGAGAGAAAAUGCAGAGUACAAUUUUCGUAUUCGCGCAAUAAAUGCUGCUGGAGUCGGAGACCAUGUGGAUCUACCUGGGUCUGUGGUUGCAGCUGAAAAAGUAGAGGCACCAGAGAUUGAGCUGGACGCUGCCUUGAGGAAGACUGUCAGCGUUCGAGUCUGUUCCACUUUACACCUCUUUGUUACCAUCAGAGGAAGGCCAGAGCCCGAGGUUAAAUGGUCAAAGGAAGGUGACACCCUCAGUGAGCGUGCUCAGAUCGAGGUAACAAGCUCCUACACUGUGCUACUCAUUGAAAAUGUCAACAGAAAUGAUACUGGGAAGUAUGUGUUGACGGCUUCGAACUGCUGUGGCUCCAAGUCAGCAUUCAUCAAUGUGAAAGUUUUGGACUCUCCCAGCGCACCAACAAACUUGGAGGUAAAGGAUGUAAAGAGGGAUUCUGUGUCCAUCUCCUGGGAGCCACCUUUGAUUGAUGGAGGAGCAAAGAUUUCGCACUACGUUGUAGAGAAGCGAGAGGAGACUAGAAAAGCAUUCACAAGCGUCUUUAGCAACUGCAUGAGGAAUUCAUAUAAGAUCGACAAUUUACAGGAAGGAUGCUUCUAUUAUUUUCGUGUCCUGGCUGUAAAUGAGUUUGGCACUGGGCUGCCAGCAGAAACCACAGAAGCUAUUAAAGUCUCUGAGGUGCCCCUGCCUCCUGGCAAGAUCACACUCAACGAUGUCACAUGCAGUAGUGCAAGACUCUCUUGGGAAAAGCCAGCCCAUGAUGGAGGAAGCAAAAUCACAUGUUAUAUUGUAGAAAUGCAAGCUAAGGGAGAUGACACAUGGACAAAAUGUUCAGAGAGUAAAGCGCUCGAUGCAAUUAUUGAUGGCCUGACAAAAGGAAAAGAGUACUUCUUUAGAGUGUGUGCAGUGAAUGAGAAGGGAAAGAGUGAGCCAAAAUGCCUGCUGGCACCUGUGAUAGUAAAGGAUACCAGUACUGAGCCUAUGAUCAGUCUGCUGUCCAACACAUUCAGUGUGAAGGCAGGAAAUGAUUUAAAGAUCGAUGUUCCAUUUAAAGGGGUACCACCACCAACAGCAACCUGGAAAAAAGACGGCAAUGCACUGAAAGAGACAAGCAGAGUAAAUGUGAGCACAUCUGACACGUCAUCUCAGAUCAUUAUCAAAGAUGCAACCAGGAUAGAUGUUGGUGUUUAUGAGGUGACCCUGACCAACUCCGUUGGAACCACCUCUGCUCAAAUAUUUGUUAAUGUUUUUGAAAGGCCUGGUCCUCCAGCAGACCUCAGUGUUGAUGAUGUCAGUGCUGACUUUGUGUCUCUGUCAUGGCAGCCUCCACAUUACACUGGUGGAUGUCAAAUCACUAAUUAUGUUGUUGAGAAAAGAGAUACAGGCAGUACAUUAUGGCAGAGUGUAUCAGCUACAGUUGCAAGAACAUCAAUCAAAAUUUCCCGUCUGACACAAGGCACUGAAUACCAGUUUCGUGUUGCUACAGAGAAUCGCUAUGGAAAGAGCCAAUUCACUGAGUCAGAGCCUGUUGUUGCUCAGUAUCCCUUCAAGCCACCUGGCUCACCACCCAAUCUUCAUGUUGUGCAGGCCUCAAAGUCUGUUAUGGUCAUUGCUUGGAGCAAACCGGAGAGUGAUGGUGGCAGCCCUAUUAUUGGGUACCACAUUGAAUGCAAAGAUCAAAGCAGUAUUCUGUGGAAAAAAUUGAACAAAAGCCCAGUGACGGAAAACCAGUAUAAGGUGACAAGUGUUGAGGAGGGUCUUAUAUAUGAGUUCCGGGUGUGUGCAGAGAAUAUGGCAGGUGUUGGACCCUGUAGCAAGCCAUCUGACCCUGUAGCAGCUAGAGACCAGUGUGAUCCCCCAGGCAACCUCACUGUCACCAAUAUAACUAACACUUCAGUAACUCUCUCGUGGGACAAGCCAGAAUAUGAUGGUGGAGCUAAAAUAACUGGUUACAUCGUUGAGCGCAAAGAACUGCCUGAUAGUUGCUGGCUUAAGUGUAACUUCACAAACUUAUUGGACACCUUCUUUGAAGUGACUGGCCUCACAGAGGGUGAACAGUACAACUUUCGUGUUAUUGCAAAGAAUGCAGCGGAGCUCUUCAGUCCACCCUCUGAAACAACCGGACCUGUCACAGCACAGCACAAUGUAGAGCCACCCAAAAUUAUCUUGGAAGACAAAUUUCAACAGGUGGUGGUUGUCAAAGCAGGAGACCUCCUAAGAAUAGAAGCUGUCAUCUCAGGCCGCCCCAACCCUACAGUGUUUUGGCUGAAGAAUGGUAGAAAUAUUGGCACCACAGGACGAGUUGAAAUAACUGCAACAAAAACGCAUACCUCUCUGCUUAUCAGAGAAACUGUUAGGAAAGACUCUGGGCAGUAUACUCUUACUCUCCAGAAUACAGGGGGUACCACAUCUAAGGCUAUCACCUGCAAAGUACUAGACAGGCCUGGUCCACCUGCUGGACCCCUCGAAGUUUCUGGACUUUCAGCAGAAAAGUGCACCCUCUCAUGGGGAACUCCUCAUGAGACUGGUGGGGCAGAGAUCAUGUACUACAUUGUUGAGAAAUGUGAAACCAGCCGUGUUGCCUGGAUCCUUGUGUAUGGUGACAUGAUGUCAACUACUUGCAAGAUAACCAAACUUCUCAAAGGAAACGAAUACCUGUUUAGGGUGAGGGCAGUCAACAAAUAUGGUGAGGGUGAGACUUUGGAAAGUGACCCAGUCAAGGCCAUGGAUCCUUUUACCAUCCCAUCUGCUCCAACAGAUGUUGAGGUCACAAGUGCAACCAAUGAAGCGAUGACUAUUUGCUGGAAGACACCCGCCUCUGAUGGUGGCAGCCGCAUCAGCGGUUACAUUGUAGAGAAAAGGGAGAAGCAGGGCAUCCGUUGGGUCAGGGUCAAUAAGAAGCCAGUCUAUGACCUACGAGUCAAAGCCUCUGGUCUGCAUCCGGGAUCUGAGUAUGAAUUCAGAGUCUUUGCUGAGAAUGCUGCUGGGCUAAGUGAACCAAGUUUGCCAUGUCCACUCACCUUGGCAGAGGAUCCAAAGUUUCUUCCUUCCCCUCCAGUAAAGCCGACUAUAAUUGAUUCAUCCAGAUCUUCAAUCACUCUGUCAUGGAACAAACCGGUGUUUGACGGUGGAGCGGCAGUUACAGGGUACAAAGUUGAAUUCAGAAAAUCAACAGAAGAAGACUGGACUGUUGCUGUUCAGAACACAGAUAGGACAGAGUUUACAGUAACUGGACUCACAUCGGGGACAGCAUAUGUUUUUACUGUCAGAUCCAUAAAUAAAGUUGGUAUUAGUGAGCCUAGCCCAGAAACAGACCCCGAAGUAGCUACAGAGCGAGAGGAGAAGCCCGAGAUUCACAUUAACCCUGAGAUGAGAAAGACUCUGCCUGUUAAAUGUGGCAGCUCCUUCACAUUGAUGGUGCCUUUCACAGGCAAACCUGUUCCCAGUGUGUCAUGGGGGAAAGCAGAUGUUGAUCUGCGAGUCAGAGGAAUGAUCAACACCACGAGCUCUGCCACCUCUAUCACAGUGGAACGAGCAACACGUGAUGACUCUGGCAAAUAUACUGUCAAACUGCAAAAUGCUGCUGGAGCUGCCUCUUUGACCCUAAAUGUGAGGGUUUUAGAUUCACCUGGUCCCCCGGCUCAUAUAAUAGUUAAAGAUGUGACUAAGAACUCUGCCAAUGUUACCUGGGACAUUCCUGAGAAUGAGGGAGGGUCUCCCGUGAAGAACUACCUUGUAGACAUACGAGACAUCAGCAGAACGGGAUGGAUAAGACUUACUGACAAGUGUCGCCGAUUGUCUUACAAGGUGUCCGACCUGGAGGAGGGAGGAAUCUAUUUCUUUAGAGUCACAGGAGAAAAUGAGUACGGGAUUGGGGUUCCAGCUGAGACCAGAGAGGGAACAAAAAUGACAGAUACAACAGACUGGGAAACAAAUCCAGGAGCCUAGCUUGCCCCACGUUAAGAUAAUCAUCUCCUGAAAUUUGGAGAAGAUAUUCAUCUUUUUUGUUUUUGUUUUUGUUUUGUUUUUUAU
Molecule: messenger RNA, 8646 nt
Organism: Oreochromis aureus
Lineage: Eukaryota; Metazoa; Chordata; Actinopteri; Cichliformes; Cichlidae
Product: titin-like
Exons: 4
Coding region: 2143-8562 (2139 amino acids)
Molecular function (GO): protein binding
Source: RefSeq, a predicted model, not a curated record